AUGAGCUACGGAGGCGACGUUCAAUUCUUGCCAAGGUUGAAAAAGCUCCUCGACGACUUCCCGGGGCAGGCGCACGACGCGUGGGAUGUGGCGACGGAUUUGAAGCAGCGACACCCAGAGUAUGAGCGCAAAAACAGCAAGGCCUUCCUGCGGAUGGUCACCGAGGCGCUGGAACGGUUGGGAAGAGGGCCGCCGAAGGCUGAAGAAGCUGAAGCUGGGAGCGACCGGAAGUCGUCAGAGAAUAGGAAACGGAAAUUGAGCAACAAGGCCAAGAAGAAGGGCGCCGAGGUGGUCGUUUUGGACAGCGAGAACGAGGAGGACCCGGAUUCCGAGAAAUACGUCUCCUACCCCGACACGAAUCGCGCCAAUCUGACGCUCGCCAAUUUGUACGCCGGUGGCACCGGGAAGCCGAGCCAGGCCCUGCAAAAAGCGCCCUCCACGCCCUCGUCAAGCCAACCAAAACGCAGUAGCGCCAACAAGGCGCCCGGCUCGGCGGUGAAAGGCUCGAAUAUGUCGAAGCCGAGGGGCCUGGGCGCCGUUUUGGAAGUGGAGCCCAAGUUCAGCGACAUCAAAUUCAACGACAUGGGCGGGUGCAAUCGGCAGUUUUUGGAAGUCUGCCGGAUGGUGCUCAAAAUGAUGAAGCCGCGCACCUACUCAACUUUCGUCGGCUGCGACCCGCCGAAAGGGCUGUUGAUCAACGGGCCGCCCGGAUGCGGGAAAACGAUGUUUGCGCAGGCGAUCCCUGGGGAGUUCGGGAUCCACAUGAUCCGGCUAGCCGCGACGGAACUCGUCUCCGGCGUCAGUGGCGAGACCGAGGACAAAGUUCGCCAACUCUUCGAGGCGGCCAAGCGGUAUUCGCCCUGUUUUUUGAUCAUCGACGACAUUGAUGCGAUCACCCCGAAAAAGGAGACGGCCAGCCGCGAGAUGGAGCGCCGCAUCGUCACCCAGCUGUGCAAUUCCUUGGAUGAACUUUUCACGCGAUCGAAAGACCCACGACUCGAGGAACGGCUCGAAUUCGGGGCCGACGGCGAUAUCAAGCUCAAUGGAAACGAUACACCUGAAGACCCGCGCGUGCUCGUCAUCGGCACCACCUCCCGGCCCGAUGCUUUGGAUAUUGGGUUGCGGCGAAGAUUCGAUUUGGAGAUAGCCCUCGGCAUCCCCGACGAGUACGCGCGCGAGAAGAUCAUCUCCGUCAUUUGCAAACUCCCGCUCGACGACUCGAUCAACGUGAAAAUGCUGGCCAGAUGGACACCUGGUUACGUCGGUGCGGAUCUGAAGGCGCUGAUGUCGGCGGCGGCGAAUUGUGCAAUUUCUAGAAUCUUCGACACGAUGGUGAAGCGGGCGGACCAGCGACAACGCCAGCUGACCAACGCCCAGGUGGACGAGGAGCUCGGCAAGGUGCUGUCCUUCCUGAACUCGGACGACGACCCAGAGACGAUCGACCGUUUGGGCGGCUUCCACGUGUCGAUGGCCGAUUUUGAGAGAGCCAUCGAACUCGUCCAACCAUCUGCAAAACGCGAGGGCUUCGCCACGGUGCCCGACGUCACCUGGGACGACAUUGGGGCGUUGAGCGACGUGCGCUGCGAGUUGGACUGGAGCAUUUUGAAAAAAGUGAAGCGACCCGAAGACUUUGAACUGCUUGGCAUCCCCAACAAGCCGCAAGGUAUGUUAUUAUCGAAUUUUAGGCUAAUUUCGUCAUUUUUGGGCAUUCUCCUCUGCGGACCGCCCGGCUGCGGAAAGACGCUGCUCGCAAAGGCCGUCGCCAACGAGGCCGGCAUCAAUUUCAUCUCGGUCAAGGGGCCCGAGCUGUUGAACAUGUACGUCGGAGAGUCGGAACGAGCGGUGCGUACCGUAUUUGGCCGAGCACGGGACUCCUCGCCCUGCGUCAUCUUCUUCGACGAGCUGGACGCGCUCUGUCCGGUCAGGAGUCAGAAUGAGAGCUCCGGCGGUGCGCGUCUCGUGAACCAGCUGCUGACCGAGAUGGACGGGGUUGAGGCGCGCAAGCAGGUCUUCCUCAUCGGCGCAACGAAUCGACCAGACAUGAUCGACCCGGCUAUCCUGCGGCCCGGCCGUUUGGACAAGAUCGUGUUCGUCGAUUUCCCGUCGGGCCCGGACCGUGCGGAUAUCUUGAGGAAAUCGACCAAGAACGGUACCGAGCCCCGACUUGCCCCCAGCUUCGACGUCGACACGUUCGCCACCGACCCGGCUUUGGAUGGUUAUACGGGUGCCGAUCUGACGGCCCUCAUCCACGAGGCGAGCAUCAUUGCGCUGAAGCAGCGGUUCGCCGAGAACAGCGAAAUCGACGCCGUCGACACCGACCAUUUCCGGCAGGCGCUCGCCAAAAUCCGGCCCUCCGUCUCGAAGGCCGACCGCGCCAAGUACGAGCGCAUGAAGAAGGAGUACACCAAGGACACGUCGAAGGCGGCGCCGCCGACCCCUGCCGUCACCGCGUCUUCCUCAGCGAUGGAGGUG
Mesorhabditis spiculigera is the source of this 2472-nucleotide messenger RNA. NCBI's taxonomy places the organism in Eukaryota, Metazoa, Nematoda, Chromadorea, Rhabditida, Rhabditidae. The record is from the annotation of a GenBank genome assembly.